Messenger RNA from Salvia hispanica, 1770 nucleotides. RefSeq lists its product as uncharacterized. Lineage: Eukaryota; Viridiplantae; Streptophyta; Magnoliopsida; Lamiales; Lamiaceae. Gene Ontology annotation, molecular function: zinc ion binding; nucleic acid binding. The record is from RefSeq and is a predicted model, not a curated record.
AUGAGCCGAAGAUAUAAGCCUACCAAGGACAGAAAUGAUCCAAGGUUGGAAGUGGGGUUGCGGUUCAAUACCAAGGCCGUUUUUACAGACCUUAUACGUCAUCAAGGUGUCCAGUUGGGUAAGAAGUUGAGGCUCAAAAAGAAUGACAACAUUCGUUGUAUUGCAUACUGCAAGGGGUUGCUGCGAAGUAAGAAGGUUAAAGCAGGAAGAUAUGAGGUUAUUUCCUGGGAUGACAUUGGGCAAUUUGUGGAGAAGGUGCAUAUGGAGUUGAAGAUAACAAUUUCGGUGGGAAAGGCGAAGCGUGCAAUGGCACGUGCGAGGAAACUGAUCGAGGGUGAUACAAUCAAGCAGUACAAGAGGCUGUAUGAUUAUAGGGCAGAGAUUUUGAGGACAAAUCCAUGGAGUACCGUUGUCCUAGCAACUAGGCGCCUAUCGGAUGGAACUGACAAGUUCAAUGGAAUCUACAUAGCUUAUGAAGCUUGUAAGCCUUCCUUCAAGCAGCAUUGCAGGCGUAUGAUAGGAUUGGAUGGUUGCCAUCUAAAACGACAAGGGAAGGGCAUACUCCUCACUGCCAUUGGAUUAGACCCGAAUGAUCAGAUCUUUCCCGUCGCCUACGGUGUUGUAGCCAUUGAGAAUACGGAUACUUGGAGGCCUUAUCAAUGUGUCCGAAGCUGCUGCCAUAAUGCCGAACACCGCUUCUGUGUGUGGCAUAUGCACAACAACUUCAAGAAGGUGUUCCCAUCUCCAACGCUAAAAGACAAGAUUUGGGAAGCAGUCCGUUCAGCAAAUGCAUACGCCUUCGAGAAGGUGAUGGAGGAGGUGAAACAGCUAAAUACCGCUGCACACACGUGGCUUACUGUGCACACUGCCAAGGAGAGCUGGAGUCGAGCUUUCUUUGGUUUUGAGGCCCAUUGUGACAUUCUAGUCAACAACAUUUCAGAAUGUUACAGCAAAGUCCUAUUGAUUGCGCGGGACAAGCUCUUGUAUGGUAUGCUGGAAUGCAUCCGAAUGUAUUUGAUGGACAGGAUCACCACCCGACAGAAGAUGGCUGCAAAGUUGGAGGAUUGUGUCGGACCCAAGAUAAGGAAGAAGCUUGAGAAGCUAAAGGAAAAGGUUAGAGAUUGUAUGGUGAGAGAGGCUUGUGAAUGGGUGUAUCAGGUGAACACCAAAUUCAAUGAGCAGUUCGUGGUGGAUAUACGAGAUCGGAGUUGCAGCUCUAAAUGCUACUCAACGGAGACAUUGCAAUUGGUGUAUGCGCCCAUCAUCUACCCGGUACAUGGACCAGAUACGUGGCCAAGGACUCCUCAUCCCGAUAUCGUUCCACCAAACCUUACCCGAUUGCCCGGACGUCCGAAGGGAGCAAGGCAAAAAACGGCUGAAGAACUGGCUGCCAGAAGCAAGGUCAAAACAAAGGCAGCAAGGAUAGCCCAUCAAGUUGUCACAGUCCGAGAUGGGGAGGAUGGACGCCAGAAAAUGUCGAGGAAGGGGCUGAUGCCAGAGUACAAGUGUCGGCUUUGUGGUGAAAAAGGACACAACAAAAGGAGAUGUCCCCAAGGCAUUCAAUUGGGCAAAUCGAAAGGGUCAAUGGUUAGGAGGGAGCGUAAUCGUGAUAAAGAACAACAGACUUGUAUAUUGUGCCACCAACCCGACCACAAUAGGGCAAGUUAUUCAAGUGCGGUUGCGGAUAUGUUUGCAGAACCCGGCUCCUCAUAUACUGCUGCCUCUGUUCCCGCGAAGAAGAAACCACCCAGUAAGAAGAAGGGUGUUUGA